GUCAUGUGAUUUUUUCUUAUGACUGGCACAGUUACGUUUGUCAACGAGGGGGUGCUUUGUGAAUAUACUGGCAUUUGGUGAAUUCGUUUAGUUUUCUUUUGAGCAGCAUUAGCUCAAUAUCUAAAUUGACUAAUGGAUAGUUGCAAAUAGAACGCUGUUUUGCUUUCUCUUCCAAUCAUCAUGGCAGAAGUAGAGGAGAAGGGCAGGAAACCAAGUGAAGAAUCCACAGAUGAGUCUGAGGAGGAGGACAGUGUGGAGGAGCCUAAGCUGAAGUAUGAACGAUUGGCCAAUGGGGUGACUGAAAUUCUCCAAAAGGAUGCUGCUAGCUGUAUGACUGUCCAUGAUAAGUUCCUUGCGCUGGGCACUCACUUUGGGAAAGUUUACCUUCUGGACAUCCAAGGCAAUGUGACUCAGAAGUUUGAAAUUAGUCCAGUGAGGAUCAACCAGAUCAGCCUAGAUGAGAGCGGAGAGCAUGUUGGGAUCUGCUCUGAGGACGGCAAGGUUCAAGUGUUUGGACUCUACACGAGGGAAGGCUUCCAUGAGAACUUUGACUGUCCUGUCAAAGUGGUGGCGUUACACCCUCGGUUCAGCAGCUCAACCCACAAACAAUUUGUCACUGGAGGCAACAAGCUUCUUCUGUAUGAGAGGAACUGGCUGAACCGCUGGAAGACAUCCACUGUGCACGAAGGGGAGGGCACCAUCACUAACGUCCAGUGGAGGGCCAAUCUCAUCGCCUGGGCCAACAAUGUGGGGGUGAAAAUCUAUGACAUCAGCACCAAACAACGAAUCACCAACGUCUUGCGGGAUAACGUCAGCCUGCGGCCUGAUAUGUACCCGUGCAGUCUGUGCUGGAAAGACAACUCCACCCUCAUCAUCGGCUGGGGCUCCUCCGUUAAGAUCUGUGCCGUGAAGGAGAGGGACCACGCGGAGAUGAGAGACCUUCCUAGCCGUUAUGUGGAAAUUGUGUCUGCGUUUGAAACCGAGUUCUUCAUCAGUGGCCUGGCGCCUCUAGCAGACCAGCUGGUCAACCUGUACUUUGUGAAGGGAAACUUUGACCACAUGGAGGAGGAGUUCAGAGCGCGGCCUCGUCUGGACAUCAUCCAGCCUCUCCCAGAGGGCUUUGAGGAGAUCUCAUCAGACGCCCUGACCGUCCGCAACUUCCAGGAGAACGAGUGUCGAGACUACCGACUGGAACAUUCUGAGGGAGAAUCCCUCUUCUACAUCAUCAGCCCUAAAGACAUUGUGGUGGCCAAAGAGAGAGACCAGGAUGACCACAUUGACUGGCUGCUGGACAAGAAGAAGUAUGAGGAAGCUCUGAUGGCUGCUGAGAUCAGCUUCAAGAACGUUAAACGCCAUGAAGUCCAGAAAAUUGGGAUGGCCUACAUAAAUCACCUGGUGGAGAAGGGUGACUACGACACCGCUGCCAGGAAGUGUCAGAAGGUGCUGGGGAAAAACAUGGAACUCUGGGAGAAUGAGGUGUACAGGUUUAAAACCAUUGGGCAGUUGAAGGCCAUCAGCCAAUACUUGCCCAGAGGGGACCUGCGUCUCAGACCUGCCAUAUAUGAGAUGAUCUUAAAUGACUUUCUAAAGACGGACUAUGAGGGCUUUGCCACGUUGAUCCGCGAGUGGCCCGGAGAGCUCUACAAUAACAUGACCAUUGUUCAGGCAGUCGCCGAGCACCUCAAGAAGGACCCCACGAACAGCACCCUGCUCACCACACUGGCUGAACUGUACACAUAUGACCAGCGGUAUGACCGAGCCCUGGAGAUCUACCUGAGACUGAGGCAUAAGGAUGUUUACCAGCUGAUCCACAAACACAACCUCUUCUCCUCCAUAGAAGACAAGAUUGUGCUCCUCAUGGACUUUGAUAAAGAGAAAGCUGUCGACAUGCUCCUGGAUAAUGAAGACAAAAUAUCGACCGACAGAGUAGUGGAGGAGCUCCGGGACAGACCUGAGCUGCUACACAUUUACUUACACAAACUGUUCAAGAGGGACCACCACAAGGGUCAGCGGUACCAUGAGAGACAAAUUGGCCUGUAUGCUGAGUAUGAUCGGCCCAACCUGCUGCCAUUCCUCAGGGACAGCAUCCACUGCCCACUAGAAAAGGCUCUGGAGAUUUGUCAGGAGAGAAACUUUGUGGAGGAGACUGUCUUCCUGCUCAGCAGGAUGGGGAACUGUAGACGGGCCCUUCAGAUGAUCAUGGAGGAACUGGAGGAUGUGGACAAGGCCAUAGAGUUUGCUAAGGAGCAGGAUGACGCUGAGCUGUGGGAGGAUCUCAUCUCCUAUUCCAUUGAUAAGCCACCCUUCAUUACUGGUCUCCUUAAUAACAUUGGGACACAUGUGGAUCCCAUCUUGCUCAUCCACCGCAUAAAGGAGGGAAUGGAGAUUCCUAACCUCCGAGAUUCUCUCGUCAAGAUCCUACAUGACUACAACCUGCAGAUCUUGCUGCGGGAGGGCUGUAAGAAAAUCUUAGUGGCUGACUCGCUCUCCCUGCUCCAAAAGAUGCGUAGGACUCAGAUGAGAGGAGUCCGGGUGGAUGAAGAGAGCAUCUGUGAAUCCUGUCACACGUCAAUAUUACCAUCAGAUAUGGCCCAGAACUUCAGUGUGGCUGUCUUCCACUGCAGACACAUGUUCCACAAGGAGUGUUUACCUUCUCCUGGAAUAAUUCCUGGAGUCCAGUUUUGCAACAUCUGCAGUGCAAAGCGGAGAGGACCAGGAAGUGGGAUACUGGAGAUGAAAAAGUGACAGGAAAUGCACACCUUAUCAUGCCAUCGCUUCGUCUUUCACCAGUUGGGAUUAAUGGCAGUCUCUGGGUUGAUAGAUUUGAUCUUUCUCCUUUGCUACGGUGUGAUCUUCUGAAUCAAUGGCAUAAUAUAUCAUUAUAUUAACUGUUACCAAAAUAAAACAACAAAUGUUGCACUAUGACCUCUUAA
Molecule: messenger RNA, 2933 nt
Organism: Salvelinus fontinalis (brook trout)
Lineage: Eukaryota; Metazoa; Chordata; Actinopteri; Salmoniformes; Salmonidae
Gene: vps41
Product: VPS41 subunit of HOPS complex
Exons: 28
Coding region: 181-2745 (854 amino acids)
Biological process (GO): vesicle-mediated transport; endosomal vesicle fusion; protein targeting to vacuole
Cellular component (GO): HOPS complex; late endosome
Molecular function (GO): protein binding
Source: RefSeq, a predicted model, not a curated record